Messenger RNA from Varanus komodoensis (Komodo dragon), 1703 nucleotides. It is a transcript of the gene TM2D1, whose product is annotated as TM2 domain containing 1. NCBI's taxonomy places the organism in Eukaryota, Metazoa, Chordata, Lepidosauria, Squamata, Varanidae. The coding region runs from base 47 to 667 and encodes 206 amino acids. The transcript is spliced from 7 exons. The record is from RefSeq and is a predicted model, not a curated record.
ACAAUAGAACACUAGAGUCAGCUGACAAGGAGGCGUGUAGUUCAAUAUGGCAGCCCUGCAGGAGAAGUUACUGUCUGGGAGCGAGAGAAAGAAACGUAGCGUCGUCGCUUUGUGGUCUGUGGGAGCCUUGUGGCUGGCUUGUCUCACAACGCGAGCUGGGGCAGGUGGCGAUCCAUCGCUGAAAUGCGAAGACCUGCGAAUUGGCCAAUAUAUUUGUGAAGAUCCUAAAAUAGACAAUGAGACACAAGAACCCUUGAAGUGUACGAAUCAUACUGCAUAUGUUGCCUGUCUUCCAGCACCAAAUAUUACAUGCAAGGAUUUCAAUGGGAGUGAAACACAAUUCACAGGAACUGAAAUAGGAUUUUACAAGCCUGUAGAAUGUCGAAACGUAAAUGGUUAUUCUUAUAAAGUAGCAGUAGCUCUUUCUUUAUUUCUUGGAUGGUUGGGAGCAGAUAGAUUUUAUCUAGGAUAUCCUGCAUUGGGUCUGUUAAAAUUCUGCACAGUAGGAUUUUGUGGAAUUGGUAGUUUGAUUGAUUUCAUUCUAAUUUCAAUGCAGAUUGUGGGACCUUCAGAUGGCUCUAGUUACAUCAUAGAUUAUUAUGGAGCAAGACUUACCAGACUGAGUAUUACUAAUGAGACAUUCAGAAAACCUCAAGUAUACCCAUAAGCCUUUUGCCUUCUUCAUGCCCAAAUCCUCUGUAGAAGCCCCCAAUUGAAGGUGCAUACGGGUGGCUACAGGUGCAAGUGGAAAUUUAUUCUGCUAGCACUGUCCAUCCUUUUGGCUGAAAGCCAUUACACACAUCCCUAUGUAACCGUAAUUAAGAAAAUCUGCACUGAGUUGGUACUCAUGAGCUACAAUUAUAUCUGUUCAAUAUGUUUAACUCAUAUAUAGUAAAGUCCUAUGCAUGUAGGAUUUUUUCCCCAUCUAAUUUGCAGCAUGUUUCAGCUAGGUGUCUGAACAUGCAUAGGAUUGUGCCUUAAAAUAUGUACUUGAGCUUUAACCCCAGAGAGCCAUUCUCUGUCAAUAAGGCAAAGGCCUAAGUGAAGUCUUUCAAGUAACACCACAGUUCAUGUUUUUGUAUAUGGAUUUUAUUCCCAAAGCCUAGCUCUGUCCUUUUCUAGCCAAAUUCAGCUACUUCCUUGGUAUCAUUGAUAUGAUACACACUAGUAAUCUGGCUUUACUUAACCAAUAUAAUAUAAUUUAGAAUUUAAUUUCAGAAAAUGUGAGUGAUUUUACAUUCACACUGGUUUUUUGUAGAGUGAGUUUCCAGGCAUGUAAAAGUAAACUAGAAUCACACAUAGACAAAGGAUAAUAUUGGAUUGUAUGAGGUCAAGUGUCAUUCCAUAGUUUUAAUAAUGAAAUGUCUACAAAUCUCAGCAGCUAGCCUGUGAAUAAGAAAGAGCCUCUCUACAGUAUUCCAAACUACAUCCACAGAUCUAUUCAUUAGGGCCAUCUCCCCUGCAGCGAUGAGCAGAACAUGACAUAGUACACAUAUCACCCUGUCCCAAGCUCUCAUUUGUGCUGUGAUCUGGAGAAGGUAAGAAACAGUGUCUCUCUUCUGGGCAGUAGAAGAUGGACUGUUUCUAAUUAUCCUUUCUGCAGUGCAUCAAGCCCACAUUUGUGAACUGCUGUUUGGAAAGAUUAUAAGGUACAGCUUUUGACAAAGACAGUGUUUGGUUCCCCUACCCUUUUGCCUCUUGUU